Molecule: messenger RNA, 487 nt
Organism: Pezoporus flaviventris
Lineage: Eukaryota; Metazoa; Chordata; Aves; Psittaciformes; Psittacidae
Gene: PIN4
Product: peptidylprolyl cis/trans isomerase, NIMA-interacting 4
Exons: 4
Coding region: 87-470 (127 amino acids)
Biological process (GO): rRNA processing
Molecular function (GO): DNA binding; peptidyl-prolyl cis-trans isomerase activity
Source: RefSeq, a predicted model, not a curated record
CUUGCGGGCGCGGGGCAGCCCCGAAGCGGCCGGUCCCGGCGCGGCGCGGGCAGCCCGGGGGCCUCGCACGGCCGGGUGGCGGCAGCAUGGCGCCCAAGGGAAAGGGAGGUGGCAAGGCUGCCAAGGGCGGCGACAGCGGCAGCAGCGAUGGCAAAGCCCAGGGCCCGAAGGGAGGCGGCAACGCCGUGAAGGUCCGGCAUAUCCUGUGUGAGAAGCACGGCAAAGCCAUGGAGGCCAUGGAGAAGCUCAAGUCUGGGCAGCGCUUCAGCGAGGUGGCCUCGCAGUACAGCGAGGACAAAGCCCGGCAAGGGGGAGACCUGGGCUGGAUGACCAGAGGCUCCAUGGUGGGACCAUUUCAGGAGGCAGCGUUCGCCCUGCCUGUGAGCAGCAUGGACAAGCCGGUGUAUACAGACCCCCCGGUCAAAACAAAGUUUGGGUACCACAUUAUCAUGGUGGAAGGCAGAAAAUAAAAUGUGAAUGACCAUGA